AUGGAAGACCAUUGCCAGCUGAAGCAGGAGGAGAAGCAGGAGGAGGAGGAGGAGGAGGAGAUUGGUCAGGAGGAGGGCAAUGAUGAUGAUGAUGAUGAUGAUGAUGAUGAUGAUGAUGAUGAUGAUCAGGAGGUGGAGGGUGAGGGUGAAAGUGAGGAAGAUGAGGAUGAGGAGACUAUUCAAGGUUCAGAUUUGAACAAACAUUCAUCACAGGAGGAUGCAGACUUUGCAGAUGACGUAGAGAAGCUUCUCUUGGAGAGCAGCGGGCAAGGACGAUUUGCGGCCCCAGGGUUGGCACUUGAGACAACACCAGAGGUGCUUGCAAGCCAGAGAGGAGGGGAGGGAGAGGAAAUCACCGACUCACUCGCCCCUUUCCAUCGACACGAUGGCACCCACGUCUCGUUGCUCUCGCAUCGCCCGCCGCCCAACCACGAGGAGCUCAACAGAAUCCUGGCAGAGAGCGACCCAGAGCUGAUGGAGGUGAUGAGGCGAGAGAAGACGAUCACAGACCGUCAGAGGAGGUGGCUCAAUCGCAAGCAGCUCGGACUCGCUGCAUCCAUUGCUGGUGCUCUGAAUCCCAGCAAGGGGACUACGCUUCUAUGCUCCUCGCCUCUCCCCUCGCUCCCGCCUCGCUUCAAGCCCAUCUGGGCGCCACCGCGAGGAAGAGGGAGGGAGCUGACGCAGAUGAAGCACUGCCUGGCGAAGAUCCGGGAGUGCGAAAGAACGGCAUUGAAGGCCAUGCAGGAGGGAAGAUCCGUGGCGGCGAUCGACCCAGUGGAGGAGAACAAGCAGGGCAUGGAGGUCAUGGAGGCAGCGACUCUGCUCAACAUGUCGCUCAUUCUCUUCCACCAUCAACGUCCUCUCGACGCCUCUACCUUCACUCGCGCGGCUCUCUCCCUCCUCGCCGAUCAUGAGCCAGAGGCUCGCAAGGCCUGGAACGAGGCGGCGCUGCGAGGAAGCGGCUCGUCCGGGAGAAGUGCGAGGGUGACGGCGCUGGAGGCCAUGGCGGCGGUGGGGCAUCACAACCUCGCCAUGUUCCAGUGGGGCCGAGAGGAAGCCAAGGAGAGUCUGCUCAAGGCAAAGAGAAUCGCUGGGACGUUCCUAGGGAAAAACUCCCUCCUCUCGUCUUCGAUCGCUUCCCGAGUGUCUGCCAAGCCUGGCUCCUCCUCCUCUGUCUCUCAGUCCCCGCUGACUCGAGGGAAGAGAGCACAACUCAAUCGACAUGCGAAAAGAUGA
This is a messenger RNA of Guillardia theta CCMP2712, 1236 nucleotides long. RefSeq lists its product as hypothetical. The transcript has 4 exons. The record is from RefSeq and is a predicted model, not a curated record. The coding region runs from base 1 to 1236 and encodes 411 amino acids. Lineage: Eukaryota; Cryptophyceae; Pyrenomonadales; Geminigeraceae.